AUGCCAAGAGUGGUCCCCGAGAACAUCCAAAAGAAGCAAGCCAGAGACGCCAAGUUAUUGAAGGAGCUUAAGGAUAGAAGAGAUCAAGAGAGAAAGGAGAGAGCUGAAAAGAGAAAGCAACUUGCUGCCAAUGCUGAAAAAUACUACAAUGAGUACCAAGCUACUGAGAGAAGUCUCGUUGAUAACUUGAGACAAGCCAAGGCUGCUGGUAAUUUCUUCGUUCCCGCUGAGGCCAAGGUCGCUUUUGCCAUCAGAACCAGAGGUAUCAACAAGCUUGACCCCAAAUGCAAAAAGAUCAUGCAACUUCUGAGAUUGAGACAAUUACACAACGGAGUCUUCGUCAGAUUGAACAAGGCCACUGUUAACAUGCUCAGAAGAGUCGAACCCUAUAUCACCUAUGGUUUCCCAUCUCAAAAGACCAUUGCUAAGCUCAUCUACAAGAGAGGUUAUGGAAAGGUCAGCGGAUCAAGAAUCCCUCUCAGUGACAACGCCAUCGUUGAGAAAGUACUCGGAGAGAAGCACGGACUUACAAGCGUUGAAGAUCUUGUUCACGAGAUUUCCACCUGUGGACCUCAUUUCAAGGAAGCUAACAACUUCCUCUGGCCAUUCAAGCUCAACUCCCCAAGAAAAGGCUUCGCUGAGAAGAGACAUCCUUACCACAACGGUGGAGUUUGGGGCAACAGAGAGGACCAAAUCAACGAAUUGGUCAAGAGAAUGAUUUGA
Molecule: messenger RNA, 723 nt
Organism: Stylonychia lemnae
Lineage: Eukaryota; Ciliophora; Spirotrichea; Sporadotrichida; Oxytrichidae
Source: the annotation of a GenBank genome assembly